UCAGUAGCUGAAAUUUUUAUAUUUUUAUACGGCCGAGUCUGACAGGACUUUUCCAUCUUCUCUGCGCCUUCGCUAUUGACUUCGCUCCGGAGACUUUUCCAAUGGGUUUUCAGACAGACUUCUCUCUUCGUACCUCUGUAACUAAAAAUCAAACGAGCUCUAUAAAAGGUUGUUCCUUUAUGAUCAUUAAUACCAGGGAAAGAGCAGAUCGCAAGCCAUGGAUUCAGAUUUUUCAAACCCUCCACAGUUCAGUGUUGGCCGGGAGCUUGCAACUUGGAUUGCUUUCUGUGGAAUCCUGCCCAAGGCUUGGGAGGCGAUACGUAGAAUUUCCAAAAAUAGAGAAGAUAGUUUUCUUCUGAUAAACGAUGAAGCUGUAGUAUAUGUUGCCUUCCCUUCGUUUCAUAAUGACGAUUCCAUUGUACCAGAUAGCAAAUAUGGAGAAUGCUAUAUCCAGAAUGAGAAAAUCUUCUCUGCCAGCCUCAGUGGUGACGAUACUAAACCGGCCCUUGUUCACAGCGGAGCUUUCAACCGAUUCCUCCAUAUUCUGGAAAGUAAGGAUUUCAAAGCCAAGAUGCAAGGUUUAAAGGAACAAACCGUUAUAUUUGUGGGCCAUUCUGUAGGAGGUGCAGUUGCAGCCCUGGCCACUCUUUGGUUUUUAGAAAAGCGGUUCAGAAACUCCUCUUCUUUUUGUAUUACUUUUGGUUCUCCUUUGGUUGGAAAUGCUACACUUCAUGAGGCAAUUGGGCGUGAGGAUUGGUUGGACAGAUUUUGUCAUGUUGUCUCCAAAUAUGAUAUUGUGCCAAGGAUGCACCUCGCACCGCUUGAAUCAAUUAAAAUGCCUUUGGAUGCAAUUGUGCCCAACUGGAGGAACAAAAUGGGCCAGGACCAUGUUGCUCCAUUACAACUUUCUAUUCCAGAAGCUUGCAGGAUUCUUCUUGAAAAUGUCCUAAAGUACACAUCUACAAUAGCAAACAAUUAUCCUGGAGAAUCUGGUGUUCGAAGCCCAUUUGUACCCUUCGGUACUUAUAUGUUCUGUUCAACCCAUGGCGCAGCUUGCAUUGAGGGUUCCGAAGCUGUACUCAAGAUGUUACACUUGACUAUGCGAAGCCAUGAAGGAAUACCAGAUGAUCAAACUGCACAUGUCUGUAUUUCAGAGCACACAGAUUAUGGUCGCAUGUUGGAAGUUAUCACUGAAGAGUUGUUAAAUGCCAGUCAGAUCGCAAACUUCGUUGCAAACUCCUUUGAGCUGGGAAUAGCCCUGGAAUUGGACGCAAUGGGUGUUGAAGCUCAGGAUGAUCAUGCAUUUCUUGCACUCAGAAAAGCUGGAGAAGAGAAAAAUGAGCAAGAUAUAAACAUUGAGAAACUCAAUAUGGAGUUGAGCAAGCAUCAAAGCUAUAUGGCACAGCUGGAAUGGUACAAAAUGCGUUCUAAGGACAAUGGCCCUGGCUAUUAUGAUGCUUUCAAACAGAUUGUUGAGAGGAAAGAUUUUUAUGUAAAUUUGGCUAGAAAAAGGUUGGAAGAAUUCUGGGAUAAGAUUAUUGAGAUGGAAGAGAAGCAUGUGUUGCCCAUUGACUUCCGAACCAGAAAUAAAUGGAUCAAUGCUGGUACUGCAUAUAGAAGACUUGUAGAGCCACUGGACAUUGCAGACUACUAUCGUACACUGAAGGGAAACAAAAGCUAUCUUUCAGAUGGGGCCCGACCGCAUCGUCACAUAGUUCUGGAGAAAUGGAUGAAAGAAAAAGAGCAAACUCGCGCUGGUAGUGGUAGAGGAAAAAAAGGCCGCACAAGUUUUGCGUCCUUAACUGAGGACUCAAUAUUUUGGGCUCGUUUGGAAGAAGCUUAUAAAGCCUUGAUAAAUCCCCAACAAGAGCAAGACAUGAAUGCCACUCUGAAAGAAAGUCUUGAGUUCGAAAAAUAUGCUGAGAGCAUGAUCAAAGAUAAGAGUGUUUCUGUUGAGGUAUUUCUGGAGCAGAGUAGCUUCAUGAUUUGGUGGCAACAAUACAGUCAUAUUCAAACCCAAUCCCCACAGUGGAAUUCAAGCUCUCCCUUAUUCAACUUCCUGGCAAGUGAGAGUUGGAAGCCAAAAGCUUAGGAGGGUUUUUUUAAUGCAGUAUAUCUAAUUAAUAUCAGUUAAUUUCACACUUAAUAGUGGUUCAGUUUGUCUGGUAGAUGGAACCCAAGUAAGUUUUGGUCUAAGUACCUUCUUGAAAAACAAUUAUAUAUUUCUCGUAAGUUUGUUUUUGUAUCUUUCUUUCCUAUUAGAUCUUUGGAUUCAAUGUAUUGCUGUAACUAGCCCCCACGGGUUAGAGUAGUUGGUCCUAAGUUUCGGGUUUGCUCUCUGGGGUCUUGGGUUUGACUUUCUCUCUCGGAAUUAUUCUACCACGGACACCGGAGGCGGUGCUGAUGGCACCGUGGCAUCAGGGAUUAGUCUCGCCCCUUGCCUGAACCAGGGUAAGGUCGGGGCGCUGGGCUGGGGCCGGGGCCGCGGGGAUACCCCAACGACAACAAAAAAAAUGUAUUGCUGUAACUAGUUGAUUUGUGAGGCUUUUCUCUUGUAUACAUUUGUCAUUGUUUCAUGUGGAAUAAUAUGGGUGGAUACGAGUAAUUUAUGCGUUA
This is a messenger RNA of Cryptomeria japonica (Japanese cedar), 2616 nucleotides long. Its product is annotated as lipase-like PAD4. Bases 218 to 2092 code for a protein of 624 amino acids. Gene Ontology annotation, biological process: lipid metabolic process. Lineage: Eukaryota; Viridiplantae; Streptophyta; Pinopsida; Cupressales; Cupressaceae. The transcript has 4 exons. The record is from RefSeq and is a predicted model, not a curated record.